UUUGAAAUUCGCCUCAUCAAGUUAAAGUGCAAAACUUGUUGAUGGGUCUCCGAUAAAGUUUUGAAAUUUUCACUGUCAGUGUCAUGCUGGGAAUAACCCAAGUUUUCAUAUUUCUGAGAGUUCACAUUGCCGACGUUCUUUUUUUUCUUUUUCUUUUUUGUUUUUUUGGAAUUCAGGAGCUGAGUCUAAUCAAUCUCUUUCAUUCUAGUUUGUGAAAAGUGUUAUAUUUAUAGCUGGCAAAAAUUGGCGAUUGUCGGUGAUCUCCGCGUAUUAACUUUUUGUUGUUUCCCUUUUAUGCCCUCGUUCACUCUCAUUCUUGCGCUUUCAUAAUUUACGCUCCUUAGUAGUUAGUGGUGCAGUUAAUACUUAUUCAGAGUUUCAGACAUUUAUGGUUAUUUUGUAACCUCGGGUACUUUUCAGAUUGGAUCUUGUUUCAAUGGAUUUGGGUUAGAUUUGAUUUGUUUUGACGCUGUAUCGUGGAUCAUUCAUUUAUCUCUACUGACAUUACACAAACAACGGAUCCGAAUUUGAUAAGUUGGAACUAGUUCAAGCUUGUGAUGGUGAAAAGACUCAGGAAAUUCUGAAUCAAACUAGUGGCUUAAGCUUGACAACUUUAAGUCAAUCAUUUUUUUUUUUUUUUUUUUGGUUGCUGUAUAAAUUUUAUUUUUGAACUCUGCAUGCUGAAGUCAGAGUAGAAGAGUAAUUGUCAGUUACAAAAAUGUCAAGAGGAAGACCUGAUGGGAGCCAAAAGAAAAAGGUGCUCACCUCAGUUUUAGUUUUGAUGCUCAUCUUUGGCUGUGUAUACCUAUAUUCUCGGAAAAGUGGUUCAUCUCCUCUGGAGUAUGGCAGUAAAUCAUUAAGAAAGUUUGGUUCGUAUUUGGGUUCGGAUGAAGAUACCGAUGAGCCUUCUUCCAAACUUGAUGAAGAUGGAGAUGACGGUAUUGUAUUAAAGAGUUUCCCUGUUUGUGAUGAUCGUCUUUCAGAACUUAUUCCAUGCCUAGACAGAAACCUUAUUUACCAGACAAGGUUGAAGCUGGAUCUGUCUUUGAUGGAGCAUUAUGAGAGACAUUGCCCACUUGCUGAAAGGCGAUAUAAUUGUUUGAUUCCUCCUCCACCAGGAUAUAAGAUCCCAGUCAAGUGGCCUAAAAGCAGAGAUGAGGUAUGGAAAGCUAAUAUUCCACAUACCCACCUUGCAACUGAGAAAUCUGACCAGAACUGGAUGGUUGUCAAAGGUGAAAAGAUUGUAUUCCCUGGAGGAGGAACUCACUUCCAUUAUGGAGCUGAUAAGUACAUUGCAUCAAUUGCGAAAAUGCUUGACUUUCCAAACAGUAUUAUAAAUAAUGGAGGCAAGCUCCGGACCGUACUUGAUGUUGGUUGUGGAGUUGCUAGUUUUGGAGCUUACCUGCUUUCUUCAGAUGUUAUUGCAAUGUCCUUAGCACCCAAUGAUGUUCAUCAAAACCAGAUCCAGUUUGCCUUAGAGCGAGGAAUUCCAGCAUAUCUUGGUGUUCUAGGGACAAAAAGACUCCCCUACCCAAGUAGGUCUUUUGAACUAGCACAUUGUUCUCGCUGUAGGAUUGACUGGCUUCAAAGGGAUGGGAUCCUUCUUCUUGAGCUUGAUAGGUUACUCAGACCAGGAGGCUAUUUUGCCUACUCAUCACCUGAAGCCUAUGCACAGGAUGAAGAAGAUCUGAGAAUAUGGAGAGAAAUGAGUGCCCUUGUAGAACGAAUGUGUUGGAAAAUAGCUUCUAAAAGGAACCAGACUGUUAUUUGGGUUAAGCCCUUGACUAAUGAUUGUUACAUGGAAAGAGAGCCUGGUACACUUCCUCCCUUAUGCAAAUCUGAUGAUGAUCCAGAUGCUGUUGCAGGUGUGAAUAUGGAGAUUUGCAUCACACCAUACUCUGACCAAAAUCAUAAAGCAAGGGGAAGUGGUUUGGCUCCUUGGCCUGCUCGAUUAACUACUCCACCUCCCCGUCUAGCUGACUUUGGCUAUUCUAAUGAAAUGUUUGAAAGGGACACGGAUGUCUGGCAGCAAAGGGUUGAGAACUAUUGGAAUCUGUUGAACCCGCACAUGAAAUCUGAUUCAUUGAGGAACUUGAUGGACAUGAAGGCGAACAUGGGUUCUUUUGCAGCUGCUUUGAAGGACAGAGAUGUUUGGGUUAUGAAUGUGGUUCCAGAGGAUGGACCCAACACCCUAAAGAUUAUAUAUGAUAGAGGUCUCAUAGGCACAGUUCACAACUGGUGUGAAGCGUUCUCAACCUAUCCACGAACUUACGAUUUGAUUCAUGCCUGGACCGUGUUCUCUGAUAUUGAAAAGAAAAGAUGUAGUGCUGUGGAUCUGUUGCUUGAGAUGGACCGCAUUCUGAGGCCUAAAGGUUUCAUUAUUAUUCGUGACAAGCGGUCAGUUGUUGAGUUCGUAAAGAAAUAUUUGCAAGCAUUACACUGGGAGGGAGUGGCUACGGCUGAUGCAUCUCAAGACUCGGAACAAGACGAGGAUGAUACAGUGUUCAUCAUCCAAAAGAAGAUGUGGCUUACAAGCGAGAGCUUCAGGGACUCGGAAUAAUAAUAAAAAAAAUUAAUAAUAACCCUAUUCUUCAAGGUUCAUGCACUUCAUAUGAUGCUGGCAUUGCUAAAGCUGAAGGUGGCUUAGGCGAUGCUGGUUAUUUAUAUAAUUUUGUAGCAUUUGGAUUUGUUUUCUUAUUUUAGUUUUCUUGCUCCUGAGUUAACACAGAAAGCAUACCCGCAUAUUAUUGAUUUUGGAAACUGUAAGAAAAACAUUUCCUAGCGCUGAAAUGGCAAAAGUCUUGAGGCUGCUGAAGAAAUAAGGAUUUUGAUAUUAAUUAAAAUGGGUUGACCGGUUUGCCUUAUAA
This is a messenger RNA of Ziziphus jujuba (common jujube), 2867 nucleotides long. RefSeq names its product probable methyltransferase PMT3. The transcript has 8 exons. The record is from RefSeq and is a predicted model, not a curated record. Gene Ontology annotation, cellular component: endosome; trans-Golgi network; cytoplasm. Bases 719 to 2560 code for a protein of 613 amino acids. Lineage: Eukaryota; Viridiplantae; Streptophyta; Magnoliopsida; Rosales; Rhamnaceae. Gene Ontology annotation, molecular function: methyltransferase activity.